GCUCAACUUGAACUUUCUGAAUCUAAGUAACCGAAGUACAUAGUUCGAUAAUUGGUUUGCGGGCAUGAAGAAGAAGAUCGGUCAUCGACCGUUGCAAAUCGAAAUACAAAAUGCAGAAGAACGUGGUUAACUACAAGCACACGACUGUUGAUUCGUUGUCGCUUGGUACGAUGAAGAUGAUGAGUAUUAAUGAGUAAGUUUACGGAUGAAAGUUUUUCUAUCAGUCGUAAAGUGGCGGUAAUGCUGCAUGAAUACACACAGCACGAUCAUGAAGAAGUAGGAUGUGGUCCAGACUGGGAAUUAUUUCGCUGAAACACAUUAAGGUAACUUCGAGGAGUACCCGGAGAGCGAGGAAGUGCAAACACCACGUUGCUCUCUUACCUGGCCCCAAAACUUGGAAGGCCAGGGAACAGAGUGCCGUGGUGUUUGGGCCAACUUUGUUUGGGCCGACGGGGCCUUUUUUCCUUCCAAACGCCAUGCUAUGCUCUUACCUGGCGCCAAAACUUGGCAGGCCAGGUAAGAGAGUGCCGUGGUGUUUGGGCCAACUUUUUUUGGGCCGAUGCGGUCUUUUUUCCUUCCAAUCGCAAUGCUAUGCCCUUACCGGGCCUCAAAGUCUGGAGGCCCAGGUAAGAGCACAGCGUGGCGCUUGUGCUUCAAGAGUGUCUCUUUCAUCUGGCCACCUCCUCAGGCCAGGACGUUUUCGCAUCCCAAGCACCACACUCCUCUUUUACCUGGCCCCAAAACCCGGCAACCCAGGUAAGAGAGUGCCGUGGUGUUUGGACGAAUUUUUUUUGGGCCGAUGCGGUCUUUUUUCC
This is a messenger RNA of Amoebophrya sp. A120, 815 nucleotides long. Lineage: Eukaryota; Dinophyceae; Syndiniales; Amoebophryaceae. The record is from the annotation of a GenBank genome assembly.